AUGGCUACACUGAAAAAACAAGCUAUCUUACGCUACCUGGCCACGACGUAUACAAAUUUUGCUGGCUACGGCAAUACCGCCAGGGAGCGCGCAUUGUGUGAGUCCAUCAUCAGCUGGGCAAGCAGCGAGCUCCACAGAGUGGUUGGAUACUAUUACACAUAUCCACAAUUCCUGGAUCGCUUCCGGUUGCCGUCUGACUCUGCAAACGAGGCUCUCAUCGAAGCCGGGAUAAAAGGGAUGACAAAACACCUGGAGACUUUAGAGAAACGCUAUCUCCAGAAAUCACCGUACCUUGUCGGUGACGAAAUCACAGUGGCAGACACCGUGGUUGCCACCAUUUUAUGCCAGGCCGAGUGGGUGGGCUUUAAAUUCAAAAUAUGGCCCAGGGUGAACCAAUGGCUUGAUAACGUAAAACAGCAAGAAUUCUGGGACCGUGUCCACGACGCACAUUACCAGUUUCUGAGAGAACUGGAGCAAGAAGUCCCACAGUUCGACUAGGGUGCUAAUCAGAGAGGCUUAGCUUUAUGUGUAGAACUGUUUAUUACGUGUUUAUUGUUUCGUCGCUUUUGUCUUGCAUAAUACGUUGUUUCAGUUUUAACCUGCGGCGCAGGUCUGCAGGUCGGAUAUAAUAGUGUUUUAACAUUUUUCCAAAUCGAGGCUAUUUCCGCCAAAGGCUCCCUUAGGUCGGACCUUGAGUUUUUCCUUUAGUUUACUAGCAGAAACACGCAACGGACACUGCGCUUUCAUUCUCAACAACUU
This is a messenger RNA of Lingula anatina, 759 nucleotides long. Its product is annotated as glutathione S-transferase theta-1. The record is from RefSeq and is a predicted model, not a curated record. Gene Ontology annotation, molecular function: glutathione transferase activity. Lineage: Eukaryota; Metazoa; Brachiopoda; Lingulata; Lingulida; Lingulidae. Gene Ontology annotation, biological process: glutathione metabolic process. Gene Ontology annotation, cellular component: cytoplasm.